Messenger RNA from Bufo bufo (common toad), 1072 nucleotides. RefSeq names its product poly(U)-specific endoribonuclease-A-like. Gene Ontology annotation, molecular function: RNA endonuclease activity. The record is from RefSeq and is a predicted model, not a curated record. The transcript has 7 exons. Bases 87 to 971 code for a protein of 294 amino acids. Lineage: Eukaryota; Metazoa; Chordata; Amphibia; Anura; Bufonidae.
GUGAUUGGCUGAUCGGGCCGCUUUCAUCUGUAAGCUCUGUACUAUUUUGGCAGAAGACACCGGGGAUCGGAAGGUUGUAGAUCGUCAUGGCCAGCAGCAGAGGUACCGGUAACUUAAAUCAUGAACUUUCCAAACUGUUCAAUGAGCUCUGGGAUGUGGAUGUGAAUCGGAUGUCUCCUGGAAAAGAUUACCGAAUCUCCCUACAGGGGCAGGCCGGGUAUGUUCCAGCUGGCAGUAAGACGGCUAGAGACAGUGCUCAGUGCCCGCUCUUCCUGUAUGUUAAUGAAGAGAAGCUAAAAAGUAUAAAGACCUUUGCAGCCUUCAUUUCCCUACUUGACAACUAUGAGAUGUCCACUGGGGUGGCCGAAGUUGUGACGGCAGAAGAAAUCGCCGAAAUGAACCGGUUCCUCGACGCCAUCCUGGAAACCAAAGUGAUGAAGGUUACUCAUGAAUAUCUCGUCAAGAAAAAAUUGGCAAAGCCGAAUCUGAAGGACUUCAAAUCUCAGUUAUACAGCAUCUGGUUCCAGCUGUACAGCCGAGAACCAGGAAAGGGACCAGAUUCUUGUGGCUUUGAGCACGUGUUUGUGGGUGAGUCAAAGCGAGGGCAGGAGAUUAUGGGGCUCCACAACUGGGUCCAGUUCUACCUACAGGAGAAGAGGAACAACAUAGACUAUAAAGGGUUUGUGGCCCGUCGCUACAAGAGCCGGCCUGAUGAAGAUGACCAGGUGCUCAACCUGCAGUUCAGCUGGAAGGACAUGGUGAAACCGGUGGGGAGCAGCUUCAUUGGAGUCAGUCCUGAGUUUGAAGUCGCCGUCUACACCAUACUUUUCCUGAUGUCACAGGAGAAGAUCACCAAAGAGGUUGUCCGGGUGGAGGAAUACGAGCUCCAGAUCGUUGUCAACCGCCAUGGGCGCUAUAUUGGAACAGCCUAUCCUGCCCUGCUGAGCAGCAACAACCCAGACUUAUACUGAGCUCCUGUCACAUUUCACCUGCUGCCCCGUAGUGUCUGCUCAACAGAAGGGAACCUAUCAACUUUGUAUGCCAGAAAACCUUUGCCAUUUGAAAAGUGGCA